GUGCGGAUCCCCGAGCGUGCGGAUCCCCGAGCUUGCGGGCGGCGGUGCGGCCGGCCGUGGUCCUGCAGCUGCGACCGAAUCUCUGCCCUGAGACGUCCUUGAGCGGAGAAGCAUGAAUCGCAGCCGCCAAGUGACGUGCGUGGCCUGGGUCCGCUGCGGUGUGGCCAAAGAGACUCCAGACAAGGUAGAGCUGAGUAAAGAAGAAGUAAAACGUCUCAUUGCUGAAGCAAAAGAAAAAUUACAAGAGGAUGGUGGCAGUGACGAAGAGGGGACAGGCAAUCCUUCAGAAGAUGGCAUGCAGAGUGCACGCACACAGGCACGACCAAGGGAGCCCCUGGAGGAUGGCGACCCAGAGGAUGACAGGACACUAGGUGAUGAUGAGCUGGCCGAGUAUGACUUAGAUAAAUAUGAUGAGGAGCGGGAGCCAGGUGCUGAGACUGUUGGUGAAUCUCUGUUGGGUCUUACAGUGUAUGGGAGUAAUGAUCAAGAUCCUUAUGUUACUCUGAAAGAUACGGAACAGUAUGAACGUGAUGAUUUCUUGAUUAAGCCCCGUGACAAUCUCAUUGUUUGUGGCCGAGCUGGAAAGGACCAGUGCAAUUUAGAAGUGCAUGUUUAUAAUCAAGAAGAAGAUUCUUUUUAUGUACACCAUGAUAUACUUUUGUCUGCAUAUCCUCUGAGUGUGGAAUGGCUGAAUUUUGAUCCCAGCCCAGAUGAUUCUACUGGAAGUUAUAUUGCUGUGGGAAACAUGACCCCCGUUAUUGAAGUAUGGGACCUUGAUAUAGUGGACUCUUUAGAGCCAAUCUUCACACUUGGAAGUAAACUUUCAAAAAAGAAGAAAAAGAAAGGAAAGAAGAGUUCCUCUGCAGAAGGGCAUACCGAUGCUGUCCUUGACCUCUCGUGGAAUAAGUUAAUCAGAAAUGUGCUGGCAAGUGCAUCAGCUGACCACAGUGUGGUUCUGUGGGACAUGUGCUUAGGGAAACCAGCAGUUAGCUUUGCUGUACACACAGACAAGGUCCAGACUCUGCAGUUUCAUCCAUUUGAAUCACAGACUCUGGUUUCUGGAUCAUAUGAUAAGUCAGUGACUUUGUAUGACUGCCGAAAUCCAGAUGAAAGCCAUCGAAUGUGGCGGUUCAGUGGGCAGAUUGAGAGAGUGACUUGGAAUCACUUUUCACCUUAUCAUUUUUUGGCCAGUACAGAUGACGGCUUUGUAUAUAAUUUGGAUGCACGUUCAGAUAAGCCAAUUUUUACACUUAAUGCACACAAUGAUGAAAUCUCUGGUCUUGAUCUAAGCACUCAAAUCAAGGGCUGCCUUGUGACCGCUUCAGCAGACAAAUAUGUGAAGAUCUGGGACAUAUUAGGAAAUAGGCCAAGUUUAGUUCAUUCUAGGGACAUGAAGAUGGGAGUUCUCUUCUGUUCUGCAUGUUGCCCUGAUUUGCCAUUUAUUUAUGCCUUUGGAGGUCAGAAGGAAGGGCUUCGGGUCUGGGAUAUAAGCAAAGUCUCUUCAGUAAAUGAAGCAUUUGGAAGACGAGAGAGGCUUGUUCUCGGCAAUACAAGAAAUUCAUCUAUCAGUGGCCCUUUUGGGAUCAGGAGCUGCGACACACCAAUGGAAUCUUAAUGAAGAUUAUAUAAUUUCCUGUUUUGUUUACCUUAACUCAGAGUUUUUAAAGCUAGACUAAAAAUGUUCCAUGUGUAGCCAUGCAGAGUGAUGGAAACAAAAUCCAUUUCCUGCUGCUUGACAUUCCUUUCUGUAACUGUGGCUGCAACACAAACAGAGCCAGUCUUUGUGAUUCCAUUUCAAAUGGACGUUGUGUAGGGCUCUUGUUGCAUUUCUUUAAAAGGAUUAUAAAAAAGUUUUUUAAAGGUAAAUUCCUUAAAUAUGCCAUCUGCCACAGGUAAUCUAGGUUUGUCAAAUAGGUGGUAAUUUAUAGAAUUUUAUGUUGCCUUUCUUUUUUUGGUGGCUGGCUGGUAUGGGGAUCUGAACCCUUAGACCUUGGUAUUAUACUACUGCUCUCUGACUGAGCUAACCAGCCAGCCCUAAUUUGUAGAAUUGUAAAAGGGGUAAAUUCCAUAAGCUUAAGAGAUAGGUAAACCUAGGCCUGGAAAAGUUGUAACUUGGCUCUGAUUGCACAGGAGGACACAAAAAAGAGGCAGGUGUCCCAGAGACUCCACUUUCCUGACUGUUCUCAAAUUAAUGCUCAUGAUUUAGAAGUGUUCUCAAUGCCACUCUUACAGUUUGGUAAGUAAAUUAAAAGUGACAUGUCUUGUUUUCCUAGCAUGAUAUUCAGUGUUAUAAAAGAAGAGGCAGACUGUUAGUUCAUUCAUUCUCAAACUCUGAGAGCCUGUUCUAUGCCUAGUGCUGUACAAGGUAUGGGGAGGUUCAGAUCCCAUAUGGGGAUGGCCGGUGCGCUCACUGGCUGAGCAUGGUGCCGAGGGUUGUGAUCCCCUUACCGAUCAAAAAAAAAAAAAAAAAAAAGAAUUGAGGGCCCUAAAUAAAAUUAAAUAAAAUAAAAAUUAGUUUGGUUUAUGACACCCAACCCUAAUAGAGUGGAGGAGCUAUCAGUUCAUGAACUAUUAUUUCUUUUGUAAUUCAUGAAUGUGACUUCAAUCAUUUUGGUGUUAAUAUUGCAGAAUGUCAUUGGUGUAGCAAUCUGGGUUCACCAAAGCCCCUCUCUCUAGAAAGGACAGUAGAUUGAAGGAUGGAGUAACUAUUGUUUCUUUGUUUUAUUUGGCUUUUAGAUAUCAAAACAAGCCCCAGGUCACUAAAAAUUAAUGACAGCUAGAGGAAGACUUCUCAUAGUUUUAAACUCAAUAGUUAAUUUUCUCUCUAAUUUGAUGUCUUCUCCUUUAAAGAAUAGCUCUAACAAAAUGCAUUCUUCUUGGACUUUGAAUUCUGAGGAAAAGACUGUUAUGUGUAAAAAGUAAAGAAUUUCACUGUU
This is a messenger RNA of Cynocephalus volans (Philippine flying lemur), 2936 nucleotides long. It is a transcript of the gene PWP1, whose product is annotated as PWP1 homolog, endonuclein. Lineage: Eukaryota; Metazoa; Chordata; Mammalia; Dermoptera; Cynocephalidae. Gene Ontology annotation, biological process: rRNA processing. Gene Ontology annotation, molecular function: protein binding. The record is from RefSeq and is a predicted model, not a curated record. The transcript has 15 exons. Gene Ontology annotation, cellular component: nucleus. Bases 113 to 1615 code for a protein of 500 amino acids.